Messenger RNA from Phyllotreta striolata, 450 nucleotides. The record is from the annotation of a GenBank genome assembly. NCBI's taxonomy places the organism in Eukaryota, Metazoa, Arthropoda, Insecta, Coleoptera, Chrysomelidae.
AUGAUCGAUAAGAAUUACUGGGUUAACGAAAUGGCGAAUAAACCAGUCGACUUCAAUCAAACUGUAGCAGAUAUAUCAUGGAGCAGCUCUGAUUCAGAAAACGAGUCCAAUCAAUUGCGCGAUUUGAAGAAAUUAAAAACCAAACACGACGAUUCAUCGGUUAGUGUUAGCUGGAUAAAGCCUGAUAUAGACCAGUCGAGUUGUGAAAGGAGUCCAGACAUGUCCCCGGUAAUAAAUAGUGUUAGUGUAGAAGAAGCUUCUCCCAUUUUAGCGAAGGGUUCGUUGAAUGAAACGUCUCCAAUAUUAGGCCAGAAAAGGACGUUUAAUAAGGCGAAACACUCCUUUAAAAGGAUUUGCAAAAUCGAGGAAAUUCAUCAGCAAUGUCAGUCACCUGAUAUGUUCAAAUCUCAAAGUUCGCAAAUUAUAGAAAGUUCAGAUAACAAGCUAUAA